Molecule: messenger RNA, 528 nt
Organism: Monascus purpureus
Lineage: Eukaryota; Fungi; Ascomycota; Eurotiomycetes; Eurotiales; Aspergillaceae
Source: the annotation of a GenBank genome assembly
AUGGCCGCCUUCCUCCUCCCUCGCACCUCUACCGUUCUCGGUGUAGGCCUCGGCCUCUCCCUCUCUCUCUCCCUGUAUCCAGCGUCCCCCUUUCGCUCUGCUUCUUCUCCCAUUCAAUGCCAAUAUACAGCUCCGUAUUACAGACUGGAUACGCAGGUAUCACCCGAGACAGGCUGGACGGUGGACCGGAAUGACCCCAUGCUGCGCAAACAGGGACAAACUUCUCCUAAAUCCUCGAGAUGGUUGACCCCUAGACGAAUGAGACAGAUCAGUCUGGGUAGUGUACUUGGUCUGGUUGCCGGUGUGGGAUUGAGGGCGUUCUCGAGGACUCUGGCUGUUGUUUUGGGGAUGGGGGUAGUACUGGUUGAGUGGGCCGCAUCCAAGGGAUAUAAUCUUCUCCCGUUAAACUGGAUCCAGCAGUCCGUCUCGAGUGUCGAUGUGCAAAGGGCCGUGUUGGAUCAGAUGCCUCUUAAAGUCAGUUUUGGCGUGACUAUGGCUCUUGCGGCGUUUGCGCGGUUUCGUGAGUAA